AUGUCAAAUUGUACUGCAGUACUGUGUACCAAUCCGAUUGACGUCGUCAAAGUACGCAUGCAGCUUCAAUACGAGCUGCCGGAAGCAACACGGUAUCCGGGACUUCUACGGGGUGCGAUAAAAAUUGUGCAGAAUGAAGGACUUUUAACAUUAUGGUCUGGAGUGGAACCGGCACUUUGGAGAGAAGCAUCGUACAGUACUAUUCGCAUCGGAGCUUACGAACCUAUCAAAGAAUUAUUACACGCUGAAGGAUAUGUCCCGUUGUGGAAGAAAAUCACAGCCGGCGCUAUAUCAGGUGGAGUUGGCGCUUGUCUCACUUCUCCUACAGAUCUUAUAAAAAUACGACUUCAAGCUCAACGUGGCCAAAAGAACUACUCUUAUUCCUCCACAAUUCCAGCAUUUCGACACAUAUUUCGAGAGGAAGGCCUACGUGGUUUAUACCGAGGUGUUGGUCCAACUACUCAACGAGCAAUCAUACUGACUGCCUCGCAAGUCGCCAGUUACGAUGAAACUAAGCAGUUCCUUCUUCCAUACACAAAAGAAGGUAUACACACUCAUUUUCUCGCAGCUAUGUCAGCAGGAUUUAUCGCUGCCGUUACAACAUCUCCUAUAGAUUUAAUCAAAUCGCGAAUAAUGAACGCACCUACAGGUCGAUAUCGAGGUGUAAUCGAUUGUGGAAGACAAGUUAUAAAAGCUGAAGGACUACGAGGACUCUACACGGGAUUCGUUCCAGUAUGGCUCAGGGUCGGCCCUCACUCGAUGAUCACGUUUGUCGUCUUCGAGCAAUUGCGACGGUUGGCAGGUAUGAAGCCUAUAUAA
Molecule: messenger RNA, 819 nt
Organism: Didymodactylos carnosus
Lineage: Eukaryota; Metazoa; Rotifera; Eurotatoria; Philodinida; Philodinidae
Source: the annotation of a GenBank genome assembly